AUGAUAGAUCUACUAUUAAUAUUUUACAUUGAAGAUGACUUGUCGUUUGGUAAGAGAUCGGAACAAAGUUCUUCGGCAGUGUGUAAACCUGUAUCGGCCUGCUGGGCAAUUAAUGCAGUGGACAGAGACAACAGUACUUGUAUGAAGACUGCAUACAUCGGUCCUUCAUCAACAUAUAAAACAGUGUGGUGGUAUGUGGAUCUGGGAGACGUGUACAGUGUGAACAGCGUUAGGAUUCUGUUUAAGACCUUCGAGAAACAAUAUGAAAACAGACAAAGAGGGCGUUUUGCAGGAUUUUCUCUUUAUCUUUCUACUACUGCCAACAAAGAAGAUGGUCAUAUGUGUUAUAAAGACGGACUGCAGUUACCUUCCCUUGACUUCACAACAACCUGUGAAGGACAUGGCUCUUAUGUUAUAUUUUACAACGAACGAUUGGAUGGGACUGUUUACCCUGAAGGAUAUGAGAAGUUGAUUAUAACGGAAUUAUGUGAAGUGGUAGUGGAAGGCUGUAAAAUGGGAACAUUUGGUAAAUUGUGCAGCAAGCAUUGCUCUAAACAUUGUGAAGAAAGUAAAUGUGAUAUAAUAAAUGGAACAUGUAUGGGAUGUAUGCCUGGAUGGACGGGACAGUUCUGUCAAACACCGUGUGAUAGUGGAUCAUAUGGUAAGAAUUGCAGUCUUCGAUGUUCAGGACAUUGUUUGGAUGAUCAAACUUGUAACCACGUGACUGGAAUCUGUGAAAAAGGUUGUGCUCCAGGAUGGACUCUGACAAUGUGUAAUGAAUUAUGUCCCAGUGGCUGGUUUGGUGAAGGAUGUAGUCAGCGUUGUAGUGGACACUGUACCAAUGAGGAAAUUUGUAACCAUGUAGAUGGGGUGUGUCCAAAUGGCUGUCAAAGUGGCUACCUAGGGAAUUUAUGCCACAAAUGUAAUGCGGAAUUUUAG
Molecule: messenger RNA, 939 nt
Organism: Saccostrea cuccullata (small rock oyster)
Lineage: Eukaryota; Metazoa; Mollusca; Bivalvia; Ostreida; Ostreidae
Product: multiple epidermal growth factor-like domains protein 11
Exons: 5
Coding region: 1-939 (312 amino acids)
Biological process (GO): heterophilic cell-cell adhesion
Molecular function (GO): scavenger receptor activity
Source: RefSeq, a predicted model, not a curated record